AAAAUAAACGAUCAAAGCUGCACACCACAUGCUCUUGGUUUCGGGGAGGGGUAUUAUAUUCCCGACUAUAUUUCAAAAAAGAUAAUGUCAUGCGUACUAGCAUGGCUGGCCUCAAUUACGGUACCUCCGGCCCGUACGUUACCGUUACAAUAAUUAAUGACCUCUGUAGCCUGCCAUAGUUUCACCUCUUCAUCCUAUUUCGCGACAUUUUACUGGCUCUUCGAGGAAGAAAGCCGUGAAUUUUUCGACCAACCACAGCCCAAAUCAUCAUCUGGCACCAACAUUCGGCCAAUGAUAAAAGAUGGAAACAACUGACCAAGGAGAUGGACAAGUUCUAAGUAUGCCCAGUGAUCAAUUUCUCACUGGAGGCUUAUAUGGACAAACUUCAGCUGAUGACAGCUUGCCAGUAGGAGAGGACGAAGGACCAAUAGAAGAGAAAGGAGCUGCAUCACCUCUUCGAGAACAGGACAGGUUUCUGCCCAUUGCCAAUGUUGCUCGUAUCAUGAAAGAUGGCAUCCCAAAGUCAGGGAAGAUUUCAAAGGAAGCUAAAGAAUGUGUUCAAGAAUGUGUAUCUGAGUUCAUCAGCUUUAUUACAAGCGAAGCCAGUGAAAGAUGUCAUCAAGAAAAGAGAAAAACAAUCAAUGGAGAAGAUAUCCUCUAUGCCAUGUCAAAUCUUGGAUUUGAUAAUUAUGUAGAGCCUCUGAAAUCUUACCUUCAAAAAUACAGAGAGUCAAUGAAAGGAGACAAAGUUAUCCCACAGUCGAGGCAGGAUGAGCUGGGUGAUAUGGGUGCAGAUACAUUUGCAACUGAAUUGAUGGUUGGAGACCAGGCUGGAACACCAGCCUACCAGCAAUAUCCUUCUCAAGUACAAAUACCGAUGACCUUUACGUGAUCUUUGUUUGGUGGUGUGCUGCCAAUUUGAUCAUCAUCACAAGUCAGACCAACACCUUGAAUGCAGUUAGCUGUCAGAUCUAGAUUCCUGAAGGGCAUCUUUAUGCACAGGAGUCAUACCCAGAUUUGUUUUAUUGCAAACAUGGAUUAGCAUGCACAGGAGAGAACUCUUCAGGAGUUGCAUGAUUAGGUUUUUAGUUAUGAGAAUUAUACAACUUUGAUGCGCACAUGAAAUGAAAGCACUUGUGAGAGAUGUCUUGUAUAAAAGUAACCCUCCUUUUGGCUGUUUAUGUUAACUUGGUUUCCCCCUCUGCACCCCCCAGCUCAAAGCUGUUUUGAUCUGUAUGCAAUAAAAAUGUGUUUUUACACUUUCCAUAGUAGGUUUUCUGUGGAUUUUGAUUUAAUUUCUCACUAACAAAUUAUUUCCCUUUUGAGUUACAACUCCUUUUAUUGUUUCAACAAUGAUACAUAACUCAGAUUUAUUGUAAAUUUUUGGCUUUAUGUCAUAUUUAUCUCAUCAUUUAUUUAUGGGUUAUUCAUCCUAUUUUUUAUAUCUCUUUGUUAAAAUCAAAUUUAUAUUUUACAUGAGAAUAUGAAAUUUGAAUAUAAAUUUCAGUAUGAAUAUGAGGGAAUACCCUGCAGAACAGAAUCAUGCUUAAGUUACACAAUUUCAAAUGCUUUGAUUAAAUCACGAUGAAUGAAUUAAUUUCCCAUUUCUAACAUAAGGGGAAUUGACUCUACUUAAAUACUUAAAAGUAGAGAUUGAUUGAUUGAUUUGGUUAACUCAGUUUUCAAGGCCUUUACACCUGAAUUGUAACCUUCAGCCAUCAAGAGGUAAUUGCUGGAGGCAUUGUAUUUUUAGAUCACCUUUUGUCCAUUCAUUUUAGAAUAAUUGAAUAAGUUUGAUGGAUCAAUUUUAAAUUCAAGUGACGUGUUAAUUUGGCAGCGAGGAUGAUUUAACAAGAUUUUAGGCUCGUGAGAUCAAAGGUAAACAAUAGCAGGUCAUUAUACACCUAAAAAUAUCUUGUUCUCACAGUAACAGAAAAAUCAUUAGAUGGAUAAACUUCACAUAUAUAGAUUUGAGUGCGAAGAUUGGUCAAAAGUUCAGUCAUGGGUCAUAGACCCCUCCCCCUCCAAAAAAAGUUUGAAAAGCUUUGCCUGGAAAAGCCCAGUCAUUAUAUGCUAUGUAAGGUCCCAUUCGCAUAAAAUUUAAAACUCUUGUUUGAUGCAAUGAACCAAAGAAUAACACCUGGCUGUUCAGUCUCUGAAGUACUGGGUGGUGUUUAAGAUGUUCGACUCUAUGAAGGACUGGAACAUAUUCUCAGGUGAUUUAGUCAGCUGCAUAGGGAUAAAUCGUUUGACACAUUGUAGGAUCACCAGUUGUGCAUAAAGUCAUGUGUAAGUUACAAACAGUUAUAUGAAAUCGCUCCCUGGAUGUGCUGAUUUUAGAAGAGAAUGUAAUGUGACCAAGAGUGGAAAAUCAUGACCUAUAUAUAUAAUCAGGGUUCCCACAGUCAUGGAAAAUCCUGGAAAUUUUUUUGUUCAUUGAAAGUCAGGGAAAAGUCAGGGAAUUUGGAAAAUUUGUGAAAAGUCAUGGAAUCGCAUUUACCUCUUGGCUAUGGCAGCUUUCCAGUUUGUCGUUAUUCGUAACUCUCAUACUCUGCUAUUAUAAUUGGUAUUCAUGAUUUCCAUUUUUCCCAGUUUUGUGACAUCCCAAAUUCUACAUAACUCCCAGAACGUCACAGGAAGUCAUGGAAAGCAGCAAUUUAGUCAUGGUAAAGUCAUGGAAUUGGUGUUUUCAAAUUUUUGUGGGAACCCUGAUAAUGAUUAUAUUAUCAAAGGAGAUGGGACAACUCUUUCAAAGUUAACAUUUUCUUAUGAAUUUUCAUUGUAAUCCACACUCUGUAUGAAGAUGAAAAUAGGGUGAGAAAAAAAAUGGACCAACAUUUCACAAAGAUUGUAAUUAGUAGUUGGAAUUACAAUGCAUAUUUAUGAUACUGAAAUUGUGGCAUUUGAUUGGUGAAGAGUAAGUUUGUGAUAAAUUUGGUAUGCAUCACUGAAGAUAACAAAAGAAACAAUGCCCUGAUGGGAAGACCUGUUGUUGAUCAUUUAUUUUGUUUAUCCUGUAAAGUGUAAAAUUUUCUUGGCAUUCCUGUUGUUUGUAAUGUUUUGCUGCUUACACAUGAAAUGAAAUUUUAAUUAGAAAAUAAUGAUGUAUAUAUUGUAAA
This is a messenger RNA of Lytechinus pictus (painted urchin), 3119 nucleotides long. Its product is annotated as nuclear transcription factor Y subunit beta-like. Gene Ontology annotation, cellular component: CCAAT-binding factor complex; nucleus. The transcript is spliced from 8 exons. Lineage: Eukaryota; Metazoa; Echinodermata; Echinoidea; Temnopleuroida; Toxopneustidae. Bases 302 to 892 code for a protein of 196 amino acids. Gene Ontology annotation, molecular function: RNA polymerase II cis-regulatory region sequence-specific DNA binding; DNA-binding transcription activator activity, RNA polymerase II-specific; protein heterodimerization activity. The record is from RefSeq and is a predicted model, not a curated record. Gene Ontology annotation, biological process: regulation of transcription by RNA polymerase II.